Molecule: messenger RNA, 1371 nt
Organism: Helianthus annuus (common sunflower)
Lineage: Eukaryota; Viridiplantae; Streptophyta; Magnoliopsida; Asterales; Asteraceae
Product: 26S proteasome non-ATPase regulatory subunit 6 homolog
Exons: 8
Coding region: 84-1244 (386 amino acids)
Biological process (GO): proteasome-mediated ubiquitin-dependent protein catabolic process
Source: RefSeq, a predicted model, not a curated record
GGAUCAUCCGGUUUCUCCUUGUGCAAGCCAAGUGAAGAAGAAACUCAAAUCGUUCCGAUCAACAGAAACAGCAAACGGAAACCAUGGAAGGUACAGAAGGCACACAGCAACCUCACUUAGUGCUUGCUAACAAGCUAUUCCUUCUUACUCAUUCCGACGUUGACGACAUCCAAAAGGUCCGCCUCCGUGAAGAAGUCAUCUCCACCGUCCUCGCCGACGAUAUGGCACCGUUGUACGAAACCCUAGCUGCCAAUUCGGUUUUGGAGCUCGACCAGAAAGUUCUCGACUCGAUGCGUGUUAAGAUUGCCGAAGAGCUCAAAAAACUAGACGAAAAAAUAGCUGAUGCUGAAGAAAAUUUAGGAGAAAGUGAAGUUCGAGAAGCUCAUUUGGCAAAAUCUUUGUUCUACAUCCGCAUUGCUGACAAGGAGAAAGCACUAGAACAACUCAAAAUCACAGAAGGUAAAACAGUUGCGGUGGGCCAAAGAAUGGACUUAGUAUUUUACACACUACAAAUGGCCUUCUUCUACAUGGAUUUUGAUCUUGUAUCAAGAAGUAUCGACAAAGCAAAAAACUUGUUUGAGGAAGGAGGUGAUUGGGAAAGGAAAAACAGACUGAAAGUGUAUGAAGGCUUAUACUGCAUGUCCACUCGCAACUUCAAGAAAGCUGCUGAUUUGUUUCUUGAUUCAAUAUCAACAUUCACUACUUACGAAAUUUUCCCGUAUGACACUUUUAUAUUCUACACUGUUCUUGCUAGCAUUAUUUCGUUGGAUCGAGUUUCCCUAAAGCAAAAGGUUGUGGAUGCCCCUGAGAUUCUGACAGUAAUAAGCAAAAUUCCAUACUUGUCAGAAUUCUUGAACUCUUUGUACGAGUGUCAAUAUAAGUCAUUCUUCUCUGCUUUUGCUGGCAUCACGGAGCAUAUUAAGUUGGACCGUUACUUGCAUCCACACUUCCGUUUUUACAUGAGAGAGAUUAGGACUGUUGUCUAUUCUCAGUUCUUGGAGUCUUAUAAGAGUGUCACCAUUGAAGCAAUGGCAAAGGCAUUUGGUGUGACAGUUGACUUCAUUGACCUGGAACUCUCGAGAUUCAUUGCAGCAGGGAAGCUUCAUUGCAAGAUUGAUAAAGUAGCGGGUGUGCUAGAAACCAAUCGCCCGGAUGCAAAGAACGCUCUGUAUCAAGCAACCAUUAAGCAAGGUGACUUCUUGUUGAAUCGGAUUCAAAAGCUUUCCCGUGUUAUCGAUCUUUAAGCGUUUAAGCUUUUUCUCUUUCUAUUUUCCCCAAAUUUAAGAAAACUUUGUAAUAGCAGUUUCACUAUCUUCUUCUUUUGUAAUGUAAUAUUUGUUACCUUUUAAUGGUCAAGAAUAGUUUCUCUGA